AUGAGUGAUGUGGAGGCCUUUGGAGCAUCACUUGGCGGGACUAUAAGGGCAAUUAAUAAUUUCUCAUUAUUCCAAGGGGAGUCUGGAUACCUCAUGCUCUACUUGGGAAUGUGCAACAUUAUAGCACCGACCAAGAAAGAUUUUGGAAGUGGAACAAGAUUUUGGCUAGCUUUCAGCAAUGUAGAUGGACUUACUGUCAAUGGAGAUGUUGAUGGCAAUGGGUCAAGUUGGUGGAGUUCUUGUGAAAAUGGAAAUGGGUGCGGAUUUUACGAAUGGCAAGUUUUGAAAUUCGACGGUUGUAACAAUCUUCAAGUUAGUGGAUUGAGGAUUACAAACGCUUCACGUAAUCACAUUUCAAUGGCAAACUGUGCUGACGCCACCAUCUCCAACAUCAAUAUAAUAACACCCAACAUAACCCCGAAUAUCGAUGGCAUCGACGUCUCUCUCUAUCCACCAGGAUUAAAAUUCAAGAUUCCGUCAUCAAAACGGGUGAUGAUUGCAUUGCUCUCAACACUGGCUGCUCCUACAUCAACGUUACUAGUCAUUGGAAGCUUGGGAGAAGGUGGGAGUAAAGGAACCGUGGAAGAGGUGCAUGUAGUAAAUUGUACCUUCUUUAGGACUAAAAAUGCGGCAAGGAUGACAUGGCAGAAGAUCUCGUUCAAGAACAUUACCCCUGAAUCUAUGAACCCCAUCUUGAUUGACCAGUAUUACUGCGACGAUAUGGAGCAUUGCAAAAAUCAAACGUUGGCGGUGGAGAUAAGUGACAUCUCAUUCAUCGGAUUUACCGGGACGUCUGCUACCGGAGCCGCGGUGCAAUUACUAUGCAGUGAAAGUGUAGGUUGCCAUCGCUUAGUGCUGGAUGGGAUCAACAUAACAGCAUCACCUAAUCUUACAGCUGGGGGAAAAGAUGGUGAUAUUUCCUCAAAAUGCAUCAAUGCCCAUGGAACUUCAAGUGCUUCUAACAUGCCUAGUGUUCCCUGCUUACUUCCCAAUGAUGAUGACGAGCUUCUACACGAUUAA
Rhododendron vialii is the source of this 1020-nucleotide messenger RNA. Its product is annotated as probable polygalacturonase At1g80170. The transcript has 8 exons. Gene Ontology annotation, molecular function: polygalacturonase activity. The record is from RefSeq and is a predicted model, not a curated record. The coding region runs from base 1 to 1020 and encodes 339 amino acids. NCBI's taxonomy places the organism in Eukaryota, Viridiplantae, Streptophyta, Magnoliopsida, Ericales, Ericaceae. Gene Ontology annotation, biological process: carbohydrate metabolic process.